AUGCCAGGCGGCAGUCAGGGUUUUUCUUGUGACCCUCUUCUCUUACCGAGAGUUCAAGAGGUAACUAAUUCUAUACUGCUUAUUAGAAACUAAAAUUUUAUUGGUGGAAAAAAAUAUGUGUGUUUUGAGCACUGUCGGAACUAUGCAGGAACGGCUCUCCGAGCAGACACAGUCGCUUUUGAUUUGCGGCAAAAAUAUCCGUGCGUUGCAAAAAAUAAUAAUAAUAAAAUGACCCUGACUUUAAUUUUCAGAGAGUACUCUAGAAAGAAGCUCAAAAUUUUUGUUUCUAUGGUGAAUACUGCUUUGAACCGGAUACAGUUGAAUGGAAACGUGCCAAAUGAAAUAGUUGAGGAACCGAUGGAAGUGGCGGCCGAAAACGAUAUCCAGGAGGUAUCUUUCGAGGAUCUUUCACUAGUCUUCGAAAUAUAAGAGAAAACUGCGAAAAGUAUUUAUGAUUCUUCAGGGAAAGGAGAAUACUAUUUCAAAUAACUUGCUAGGAAAAAAAUUUUAACGGAAAACCUCGAAAAGACUCAAAUCGAGAAUUUUGUAAAAUUAUCCACGUUAUUCCUAAAAAAAAAAAUCCAGCCCGAAGUUUUGUACAGAAUUUUCGAAUAAAAAGUUUCCACGUCGUAUCUUAAUUUUUCGCAUUGCUAAUUAGAAAUUGUUGAAAAAGAAUGAGGCUCUAUCGAGACGAUUAAGGUGACCCCAAGAGCUGAGACGGUGGGACGGAAAAGGAAAGCGCCGCAGUCGAUCGCAGGAACGACUUCGCGGCCCAUCCAGAAGCCGGCGACGAUCGUCGUCUCCAGCGGCGACGACGACAGUGAUGAACACGAGGCUGCGGCCAGGCUCAUAGACAGUGUCAAGGUCUCUUUUCUCCCUCUCUUCACCCAACUUCUUAUUUCCAGUCCACCAACCGAGCCAACAACGCGCUCUUGAACUUGUACAGGAAAAGUACAUCCAAUUCGUCAGCAACGCCAAAAAACGCUGCAAAGAAAAAGGUCCUUUCUUUUUUGAUAUGUGUUCAAAAAUGAAUAACGACUCAGCGAACGUGAAAAUAAUUAUUUUUAGAGGAAAAAGAAAAUUAUUUUGAACUUAACGGGAGCUCAAAUUUUCCAUUCCCGGAGGUUUUUAUUGCAUAAGUAUAGUCUGUUCAGAUUUUUGAAUGUCAACCAGCUAACUCCGCCCCUGCUGAGACGGUACCUUUUCGCGUCGAUGUUUUAACGCGCGGGACUAAUUUUGAUAUUUUUUGAUCUAAAAGAUAGAAAAAGAAGUCAAAAAUGCAGCCUUAUUAAAGGACCAUCGUCAUCUGGAUAUAAAAAAUUGACGCGAAAGAUAUUGUAGGCUUGCGGGUGGAGUUAGCUGCUUGACAUUCAAAAUCUGAACAGACUAUAAUUACAAAUUUGAUUAGGAUAAAAUGCACAUUCAUUCAAAGUUUCGCAACAAGUUUACCCAGCGAUAGGAUUUUAACCGAAAGUUUGCUGUUUUUUUAAAGGCUACAAUGGCUUUUUUAGCUCUUCUUUUCUGUGUUCUUGAAGUGAGCCAUUUUGUAUGUCGAGCUCCAAAUUCAAGCCUUUUUACGCUUUCAGCUCCCAAUUAGGACUACCACAAAUGAAUGGAAAAAUUGAUUCAUUUUGAAAACAUUGGAACACAAUUUUUGCAGCCCCCUGCAUCGGAAUCGAAGUCGAAACCGAAUCCCGCGGCGAGAGGACUCGGCGCCGUUUCUCUGAACGUUCAGCCACGACAGUCUUCGGUUCGCUUCGAGCACUUGGGCGGCUGCGAGAAACAGUUUCUGGUCCGUCUUUCUUCUCUUUUUCCCUUCUGAUAAUGAAAGCGGUAGAAUGGGAGUUAUCUGCUCACAAAGGAGUUCAUUUCGUAUUUAUGGGAGUGUCAAUGGCUAAAUGGGCUCUUUUUAAGCAAUCCAGAAAUAUUAAAAAGAUGGAAAACGGAAAUCGGAGAGAUAACAGUUUCUCUUACUUGUGUUGCAGGAAGUUUGCCGUCUGGCGAUGCAUCUCAAGAGGCCGAAGACCUACUCUCUUCUGGGCGUCGAACCUCCUCGAGGCUUCAUUGUCCAUGGACCUCCUGGCUGUGGGAAAACGCUUUUUGCACAGGUUUCCAUCAUUUUCCAUUUAAAAACUGAAAAGAGUAUGACUGGAUAUCGCUUCUCAUUCGAAAAUUGAAAAAAUUUGAGCCCCCUCGAAUGCAGUAUUUUUUCGAUAUUAUGGUUUUCGAAAUGUUUAAAUUCCGAUUGAAGGCUGUGAGCGGAGAGCUGGACAUCCCAAUGCUACAAUUAGCGGCGACAGAACUUGUUUCUGGGCUUUCUGGAGAGUCAGAGGAGAAAAUUCGGAGUCUUUUUGAGACAGCCAAGGAAAAUUCGCCCUGCAUCUUGGUAGUCCUCCGCUUUUUCUCAACAUUUUCGCUUCCACUUCAGAUUCUGGACGACAUCGACGCGAUCGCGCCGCGCCGAGAAACCGCGACACGCGAAAUGGAACGACGGAUCGUCAGUCAAUUGUGUAGUUCUUUGGAUGGUAAGAUCAUCAUGGAGAAGAGGAAGAACAGAGUUUCAGAGCUGAUCAAUCCGCCGAAGGAAAAGCCUUUGAAGGGUGUUCUUUCUUUUUCUGCCGACGGCGAAGUUGAUGUCGCCGAAGACGUUUCUCGCAACGUCACUGGAGGUUCUCUUCGGUUUUCGGUCGCUUGAAACUCGGAUUUGAGGCGGCGUCCUGGUGAUCGGGACGACUUCUAGGCCCGAAUACGUGGACAGCGGUCUGCGCCGUGCCGGCCGCUUUGACUACGAAAUCUCUCUUGGAAUUCCAGAUGAGCGUUCGAGAGGCAAAAUCCUCAACACCAUCUGCAGGUUGAAACCUCUUCCGGGUCGUUAUUCUACUUUUAUCUUUCAGAGUUCCACUGGCUGACGACGUCAAUUUGAAAACCAUCGCACGCCUAACCCCAGGAUACGUCGGAGCUGAUCUUCAAGUCGGCAAAUUUCGGAAGAUUUCAUCAACUGAAUUUUGAGGCGCUAGUUCGGGAGGCUGCCAAAGUGGCCAUCGAUCGCGUUUUUGACACAAUGGUCGUCCGAAACGCCGGUCAGAAGAGCUUGACGGUGGAGCAGAUCGAGGAGGAACUCGUGAAAGGUCUUUCGAGGAGCGAUUCUCGGGGAGACGUCUUUUCUUUUCCAGUUUUGGCGUGGCUCCACGGGGAAGACGAUCCUUCGGCUCUUUCCGCACUUCAAGGAGGUCUUCGCGUGUCUCUGCACGAUUUUGAGAGAGCUUUGGAGAAGAUCCAGCCAGCGGCCAAGGUUUUUUUCUUCUUACAUCUCAAGAUCUCAAGAUGCAAAAGGGUGACACAACCGAGUUGACUUCAAAAAGACUAUAAGCCUCAGAAGCCUUAUAUACUUUUCCUAAAAAAAAAUUCAUUACGUUUAUACGUUCUUCUCAUUUGUGGUAAUCUUUUGACGUAGUAAAUACUUUAUUCGAUCCGAAAAAGUCAAAAACAGCUUACUGUCGGAAGUUGAAACAGCUUACUGUCGGAAGUCGUGAAAUUGCUUUAAAAACGUUGCGAAACAAGAUUUCUGGGACGUUUUGAAGACUCCCUUUGGUAUCCAUGUUGAAAACCCGAUUAACUGAAGAAACCAGGUUUUUUUCCUAAAAAAGAAUUAAGGUUGAAGAUUCGGUAAAACAUUCUUGUUUUUCUUUUACAUAUAUUGAUUGAAAUCUACGAAACGCUGUCAAUUUAAUCGAUUCUGAUAACCUGUAAAAGGGCAGAAAUUCAGCAAAUAGCUCAUUUAUCUUGUUGCAAUCUCGGUCGCGUGAUGUACUUUUGCUUGCUGAAAAAACAUUUUGCCAAUUUUCCUAGCGAUUAUACCGCGCUCGCUCCUAGUGAAUGAAAAAAUGUAGUCCGUUUGGAACGACUUGACAAUUUUCGAGUGUCUGAGUCUCUCUGUUCUCUCAGCGACGAGGUAACAGGAACGCGAAAAUAGCGCGUCAAGCGGAGAGGGUCGUCGAGAGACGAGGAGGGCGCAGAGAAAUGCCGCCCUUUCAAGUCGCGAAAAACGGACUACACCCAGAAAUUUCAAACUGUAGUGGUGUCGUGAAACAUCACGAGAUUCUCUAUUAUAUUUGCCUCGCAUCGCUGUUUCCUAAGCAUCUUUUUGUUUUAUGGGAAAGCCACGUCGACUUAUUAUUUUAUAAGCGAAUCGAAAUUGUGUUGUUUCAUCAUCACGAAACCACCACCAAAGGAAGAUGCAGUCUUGCUGUACGUGACAAGUGGCAAAUAGUUAUAUAUGAAUUAAAACAACACUUUUUUUGAAAAAAAUGCUCUUUCCAGAGAGAAGGCUUCGCAACGGUACCUGACGUCAGUUGGGAAGACAUCGGCGCCUUGGCGGCGGUCCGGAAGCAGCUCGAGUGGAGCAUUUUGGUCAGAGUUUGGAUAGAUUCAAACCAGUCACGUGAUAAAAACUCCAGCCCACUGAAAAAGACAAUAAAGUAAAUAAUCAAAGAUCGUUUUUUUAAUGAUUACUUUACCCAACCAGAUAAGAAUAAUUUAUUCUCCGAGUAACUCAUUCCACUUGUAGUGUUUUUUUUUUUUUGAAAAAAAACCUCUAUUGAAAGAAAAAUUGUGACGAAGGUUUCAAGAUUAGGACAUAGGAAAAAGAAUUUCCGAGAUGUUUCAAUUGAACAAUGUCUCUGCAGUAUCCAGUGAAGCGAGCCGAGGACUUCGCGGCCCUCGGAAUCGACAGUCGACCUCAGGGAAUUCUGCUCUGCGGCCCCCCUGGUUGCGGCAAAACUCUUCUGGCCAAGGCCGUCGCAAAUGAGACCGGCAUGAACUUCAUCAGCGUCAAAGGUCCCGAAUUGCUCAACAUGGUUCGUUUUUGUUGAAAUAUUUCUUCCCGCUUCCAGUUCUGAAAUAUGAAUUCCAUAAUCAUCUUACGAUAGGGAAAAAAGUUCAUGUUGUAAUUUUCCUUUGUGAAAUAAGAGUUUUGAGAAUGUUUGCAACUGAGCCAGACAUCGGUUCAUAUUUUAGACAAAGCAUUAAAAGUAAAGUAAUCUUAGUUAGAAGAUUCAAUUUUUUUUUCACAAAGGCAUUUUCCCUGAAGAAUGGUGCAAAACAUGCUAUUAAAGAGAAAUACAUUUUUCAGUAUGUGGGAGAAAGUGAGAGAGCAGUGCGAACUGUCUUCCAACGCGCUCGCGACUCGCAGCCUUGCGUCAUCUUUUUCGACGAAAUUGAUGCUCUCUGUCCCAAAAGAAAUCACAACGAGGUUUUCGGAUUGAUUAUGACGAAAAUUAAUAAUGAAAUCUUCGAGAGCUCUGGUGGUGCAAGACUUGUCAAUCAGUUUUUGACGGAGAUGGACGGCGUCGAAGGCCGUCAGAAGGUCUUCCUCAUUGGGGCCACCAAUCGACCUGGUUUGACUAUUUUCCAUCUCUUAAAGUAGAAUCGUUUCUUAGUUCUUCUAUAAAGUUUUUUAAAUUGUUUUCGGACAUUUUUGACAUGAAAAGCUUUUUAUAUCCCUUUUUUUCCUUGGACGUAUUGGCGGAAAGGCUAUGACUUGAUUGUUCAAUUUACUCUGCAGACAUCGUCGACGCUGCGAUUCUGCGUCCUGGUCGCCUGGACAAAAUCCUUUUCGUCGAUUUUCCUGCUGCUCACGACCGCGCGGAUAUUCUUCGUAAAAGCACAAGAGUACUCAUUAUAUAUAUAUAUAAUACAAAAAUGCUUCAAUUUUCAGAAAGGACCCAAGUUGGAUGCGGACGUGGAUUUCGAAGAAAUCGCCAAGCUUCCUGCUCUCAAUGGAUUUACGUAUGAAUGUUUCAAAUAAUCUAUUUCUUAUUUAUUUUUCAGAGGUGCUGACCUCUCUGCUCUGAUCCACGAGGCGUCGCUUCUUGCACUGCAAGCUCGCGUUUUAGAGGUUCCGUCUUCUUUUUUUUCUGAAUAUGGUUGCCCAUUCAUCACGUUUAAACGAUUUUUUAAUUUCGGUUCUUUCUCAUGUGCCUUCUUACUCUACGGAGACCUAUUUUUUUCAGGGAGAUAUGAAUACCUCGGCCGUGUCUAGACGACAUUUUGAAGCGGCCUCCACUAAGAUUCGGCCUUCUGUGACGCAGGCUGACCGCAAGCGCUACGAACACAUGAAAGCUGUAUACGGGCUCAAGGAGCAAGAAGAAAUCAGCGAACAAUGA
Molecule: messenger RNA, 6164 nt
Organism: Caenorhabditis auriculariae
Lineage: Eukaryota; Metazoa; Nematoda; Chromadorea; Rhabditida; Rhabditidae
Source: the annotation of a GenBank genome assembly